UCGCAGCUGCCAUGUUUAGCUGCUUUGUUGUAGUGUUCUUGGAGGUUUCCUGCAGUUUUUUUUUUGAGUGUUGCAAUGGAGCCGAGCUGGAGUACCUUCUUAUUUCAGGCGAACGAAGCCUUGCAUCACCAGCACCAGGUGGCUCAGAACAGCCUCCUCCCGCUGUUGAACUCUGUGUCCGAUCAGCCUGACCAGAAGCCCAGCCUGCCCAUCCCCCUGGAGCAGAAGCCCCCCUCGAGCUCCUCCGAGCACCUCAAAGACAAUGUGGGGCCCGGAGGAGGAGGGGGGCAGGUCGCGGGCACCAUCAAGAAGGAGCACAAAACCAAAACGCCCUUCAUCUGCGGCUACUGCAACAAGGCCUUUAGGGACAGCUACCACCUGCGCAGGCAUGAGUCGUGCCACACGGGAGUCAAGAUGGUGUCGCGGCCGAAGAAGACGGCCCAGACUGCUCCCACCAUGGUGCCCCUCAUCUCCUCCCCGAUCCCCCGGGAGAACAGCAGCACCCCAUCCUACGUGUCGACCAUUGCGGGCCUCCUCACCACUGCCACCACCUCGGUGUCCACGGGCUCUAGCAUCAUGUCUCCCGGCAUCAUGGGCAACGUGCAGCACCCUCCGCCUGGCGCCGCCACCACUGCUCCACCGAAGAAGCCCGCCAAGCCGGUGAAGAAGAACCACGGCUGUGACAUGUGCGGCAAGGCCUUCCGCGACGUCUACCACCUUAACAGGCACAAGCUGUCCCACUCUGACGAGAAGCCCUUCGAGUGCCCCAUCUGCCAGCAGCGCUUCAAGAGGAAGGACCGCAUGACCUACCACGUGAGGUCCCACGAGGGCGGCAUCAACAAGCCCUACAUCUGCUCGGUCUGUGGGAAAGGCUUCUCCAGGCCUGAUCAUUUGAGCUGUCAUGUGAAGCACGUCCAUUCCACAGAAAGACCCUUCAAAUGCCAAGUCACGGCUUGUACAGCAGCUUUCGCUACCAAAGACAGACUUCGCUCUCACAUGAUUCGCCAUGAAGGGAAAAUGACCUGUAAUAUCUGUGGGAAGAUGCUGAGCGUAGCCUACUUCACCAGCCAUUUGAAAACACACGGUCAAAGCAACUUCAACACAUCCUGUAACAAAGGAUUAGGUGACUGGAUUUGGAACACGUUGGGGGAAAGAAAAGACUCUAGUGACGUUUGCAACUCUGCUUCCGCGACUCCGGUCACUGCAUCGGCCCCGAUCACCACCGGCAUGAGCCGCUGCAGCAUGAGCAACCCCGUCACCAUCGCGGCUCAAAUGAACAUUAGCACCAGCACGGUGAACAUCGCCUCUCCGGUCAACCUGCCGCACCCGGUGACCAUCGCCACCGCGCCCAUGAACAUCGCGCACCCCGUCGCCAUCUCCACCCCCAUGUCUCUGUCCAGCGCCAUGAAUAUAACCGGCCCGUUAAAUAUAGCGAUGCGACCCAUGGAAAGCAUGCCUUUUCUUUCCCAGGUGCUGCCUUCCUCCCCUCCCUGGUAGAGUCCGUCCCUCCCCAGGUAUUAAGUUUACUUCACAUAGGCAGGUAAGGUAUGGAGAGAGGAGCUGUCCCUUUGCUUGUCUGCAGUACAGCUGCCUUUUUAAAUUAAAAAAAAAAAAAAAAAAAAAAAAAAAAAAAAAAAAACAAAGGCAGCGAACUUAGGGCUUAGUAUUAGGGCUUUCUGGAGCACCUCUGUCCAAAGCAGAAUACAGAGUUGCUGUUUUAAUCGAAUGGGGAAAAAAAAUAAAAUGGUGGACUCGUUUCACAUAAGGUAAGCGAGGAUUCUGGUGGGAGUGUGUCAGUCGCAGGUUUUUUUUUUUUUUUUAGGGGGUCGGGGCAAAUGCAUUAAAUGCGCAUUGCCGGUUCUCAAGAGUUUUAAGACUUCCUAAUACACAUAGCAGCUGUCUCUUAUUGUAGCCUGCAGAUCAGUAUUUAACAGUGUGUGUUUAAGUGUGUUUUUUCUUAACAAUAAAGGGACAAAGACUUCCAAUCGGAGGGCAAAGAAGAUUUGAAACGGUCGCGUACGUAGACGUGUGUUUUGUACAGAGCGAUUUGUUACGCUGUAUUCAGUAAGGUACGUGGACAGUAUCUUUAAACGGUCAAACUGAAUGGAUUAUUUUUUUACCCUUCCAAUCGUGCCACCCACAAUGAUCGUUAAGGCUUUUAUAGACUAAAGAAAGUAGAAAAUUGUAAAAACAAACAAAUAUCAUCUAAGUGUGUGUUGGGGAUAACUUUUUUUAUAUACAGUUAUAAACCAGCUUCCAGAUUUCAGUCAUUUUACAGGAUUUCAAACUAGGAAAAGAAACUUGCACUGAAUGCAUAUCCAUGUUUUUAAUUUUCUAAAAGAGCAGUAUUAUUAUUAAAGAUCAAACCGAAGUGUUGACCUGCAAAAGUAGCAGGCCUGCACUGUAGAUAGAAAAGCGCCAUCUAGUGGCUCAGAGGAACAUGCCGAGAGGUUGGUUCCAAAGGUCGCCAUGGUUUAAUAGUCAUUAUUAUCAUUGUUGUUGUUAUUAUUAUUAUUAUUAUUAUUACACCGGUGAUGGAUCCUAGUUUUAUUUUUUAUUAGAAUUCUAUUUUACCCCUCUUUAUUGAAGAAUAGAAAGCGUAGUAUGGACCUUGCACUCAGGAACUCUGCUGAGGAUAGCCCACUAAUCAAGUUAUGUAAGAGUUUUAUGUCUAGCACGUAACUUUUUAAUCCUGGAAUUGUAAAGUUGCAUUUGUAAAUAUAUAUGAUACACCAUAUACUUCUGCUGAGCUGAACUAAGCAUAGAGGCCCUCAAGAGAGGCAGGGAUCCAAGAACGGGGAUAGAAAUGCUGCCGUCCAUUCAGGCUUGCGUGCAGAUCACCUGACCCGGUCCCAAGCAUUUCUACAUUUUUACUGUAAUCCCGGAUCGGUUCUUGUAAUAAAGCAUUGCUCUGUGUGCCAGAGUGCAGUUAGUCCCCUCGUUUUUAUAUUCUGAAGGAGGCAUGAGGUGUUCACUCUUAAACUCGCUGUGUCUUGAAGCUCAAUGCAGCGCUUUCCUUUUUUACUGUCAAAGCGGAUUCCUACUUUCUCAAAGCAGCUGCCAGACCAAGUGCUGAAGCCUGGCGUCGGCUGUUCUUGAAAGGCACGCUUUGAAGCUGUUUUAAACACUACAGCAAUCACCUGGAGACACAGCACACCUCAAUAGAGCUGACCCUGAGAUCACUGUCCUGUACAUGCAGCAACUCGUACUGUAUGUAAUUGACUUGCUCAGUCCUAUAUCAUCUCAUGAAGACAAUUAACUAUUUUAAUCUGUGCGUUUAAUGGGACGGUACCUUAAUAUUGUAAGCCCUCGUAGUAUAUUGGGCCGAUUUUUUCUUUCUUUCUUUUUUUUUUUUUUAAAAGUAAUUUUUACUUGCUGAAAUUCUGUUGCAUGCUAAUUUAUCGAUGCACACACGGCUGACUGAUGUGUACCUGUCAGACUGGUACAAUCAGUGAUUCUUGGAUCCCUGUCGAGGCAAACUGAAUGUAUAUCUUUGUACAAAACCAUUUAGUUCCAAGGACGUGGUAGUUAGGAUAGACAUCUGUGCAAGAGGAAGUAAGAUAAACUUUUAUAAAUUUUUUGUAUUAGAACAUUAACAAUGGUCAUUUUUUGUGUGUAAUAUAUA
Messenger RNA from Polyodon spathula (Mississippi paddlefish), 3625 nucleotides. RefSeq names its product vascular endothelial zinc finger 1-like. Lineage: Eukaryota; Metazoa; Chordata; Actinopteri; Acipenseriformes; Polyodontidae. Bases 76 to 1497 code for a protein of 473 amino acids. Gene Ontology annotation, biological process: regulation of transcription by RNA polymerase II. The record is from RefSeq and is a predicted model, not a curated record. Gene Ontology annotation, cellular component: nucleus. The transcript is spliced from 6 exons. Gene Ontology annotation, molecular function: RNA polymerase II cis-regulatory region sequence-specific DNA binding; DNA-binding transcription factor activity, RNA polymerase II-specific.